CAACUGUCGACUAUUUUUUUGGGUAAUUGCCCCUCUUUCAAACUGCCGACGCGAAUGCCACCCCGUUCGUUGGGAUCAGGUUCGUAUGCAGACCUUGAUGAGACAAAGGAACGCUUCUAAAGGGCGAGGAGUCGGAGUUACAUAAGGACUGGUUCUGGGGGAGCUGCAGAUUGGGAUGUGUAGACAGUUGUGCAUACAUUGUACCCCUGAAAGCUUCCCGACUUCACAUUAUCCUUUGAGCUUGUGACUCCGAACGUGAAGAUUAUCGCCACAUAUCCCCUCUCUUCCGCUUCCCUUGCUCUCCGGACGCUCAAGCAGUACAUAUUUUUAACUACAACAGAGCCUGCCACAACCCAGUCACGAAUCACGAGUCACGAUCCGAGCGACACGACCCAAGCGACACGACCACCUGAGCGUUCGACCGGAAGUCACGGCCAAAGUUGAGGGUGUCAUCACCCCCAUUGCUUGGACGUUCCCUGUUUCAUCAUCCCUGUUUGACUGGCUGUCUUCAGUCGGCUUUCUUUCCCCUUUUGAAGUCUUUUCAAGACCCUGUACAAGCCUUGUUGUACAUAGCCAUCUCCCACCCUUGCCCAUUAACGGUCGCACUUUAUCUAGACUUUUUUUGCGCCCCACUUCGGUCACCUGAAUCCGACCUAAGUCCUGAAUCCUGGCGUUCUCGGGAGUCUGGACGAACGCACGAAUGAUCGAGCACUUCCCCCUUUCUCUCUCGACAGUUAUUCUUGUUGACGACGGGUCCCUAGCCGGUCCAUCCUACGCUACGUAAAGUAGGCUUCCAUCCUACAUAGCUGCCGGUGCCUUGCGUCUACAGGUAUCAUCUCCUCCGUAACUUGAAUGACUCUAGUAGAUUUCUCCGACUUAUCCGGCUUCCUCGGGUUCAACCAUUCAAUCAUAAUAAUUCGACAUGGGUGUGCGCCUGUUGGCCUUACUUUUUGGCAUUGUACCGAAGACAUUCAAGGGCAAGAGUGACGAUGAUCAUGAAGAACCGCGUGAUGAAAAUCUCGACCGGCAGGAUUCCACACGUCUUGCUCCGCUAAUUCCUGCCCUGGGAUGUCCUUUAUCUUCUCUCUUGGAAAUCCCGGUGCUUACGGAACAUUCUUGGGCCGUUUCUCAGAGUUCACCUCUUUUGUUCGCGGGAUUGAUUAUUUCAGUGGUGUUGGCAUUCAUAGCAAAUAUAUCUCUUAUUUGUCGUUAUUUUGAAUACCGACCGCAGAUCAGUACACUAGCUGCAAUUGGUAGCUUGACCAUUCAUGAUUGUUUGAAUUUGGGUAUCCUAAUAAAAGUUGCAACAGAAAGCCCAGGGUCUUCUCAUCGCCCGUCUGGCACUUUUUGGAUGCUAGUGGCUAGCUCCCUAGUUUCAGUUUUCUGUAACCUGACACUGAUAUUGGAUUAUGUGCGAGUGGAUAAUUUUAGAGCUAAAGGUUCCGGGCUGACUACGAAGCAAAGAACCUUGGCCAUUGUCGUCAUGAGCCUACUCCUUUACAUCGGGAUUGGAGCAGUAGUUUUUGCAUUGCUCGAGUCGCAUCAAGUAACUUUCAGUGAUGCACUCUACUUCUCUGUGUGCACUGUAACAACCGUGGGCUUUGGUGACAUAACACCGACUCGCACGGUCACUCGUGUAUUCAACUUCUUUUACGCCAUCGUCGGAGUCGUUCUCUUGGGCUUGACCGUUUCCACAUCUCGUGACACGAUCAUCGAGGCGUUUGAAUCCUUGGUGCGCUCCCGACGCCGUGCCAUAGCCCACCAGGGGAAACGGCUCUACAAAGCAGCUACCAAACAUCGGCCUCCCGAUGAAUACGAUCAACUUCAAACAGAUAGUACUCCUGCUAGUGACCCUUCCCGCUGUCCCCAUCCAACCUGGAGGUCAUUUUUUUGGAAGUCCAAUCGUCAGGGCGCUCAUUUGAAUACCAUGCAAUCACGCACCGAAAGCACGGAUGCCAAAGUUUCAUUCCAACAGUUUCAGCACCGCUUACUAAAAGAUGAGAAAAAAGAGCUGCAGAUGAGACUUUUCAUUGCUUCAUUUCUAUUUUCAUGUUUUUGGCUUCUUGGGGGUGCCGUCUUUAAAUUUACAGAAGGAUGGUCGUACGGACAGGCUCUUUAUUUUGGCUACGUGGCGUUUUUGACUUUAGGUUACGGUGACUUCACCGUUCGAUCUUCCGGUGGACGUGCAUUUUUCAUUGCUUGGUCGCUUCUCGGGAUUGGUAACAUGACCCUCUUGUUAGCAGUUCUCACUCAAGCUUGGGAAAUGAGGUAUAAGCGGGCAAUCAGCAAGAGCCGACACCGAAAGCUAGCAAUGACACGUGAAGCAACAGCUCAACUUGUUAGCGCUGAUGAGGCAGGACAUCCCCUCAAAUACUCGGUUGAAGAGCAGGAAGGGACAGAUGUCAAUCAAACUCUAGAUCAGUUGAUCGAAACCGCCGAGGAGUUCUUGAAGCAUGCACAAUUUUGGAUGAAUGGAAAAACUGGAGAGGCCCCUCCUCGGUUAGCACAAAUGAUGCAAGAAGCUGAAAAGGUCGAAGGGUUGGAACAGGCCGUCACGAAAGGUGGCUUGAUUGACAAGGUGACGUCAGACCAACGACGCAGAGCACUUUUCCUGAUGUCUUUUGCUAAAUCCUUUGAAAUUCUCACUCAACAAGUUUGCCAGACCAAAGCCAUUGUUCAAUCCAACGCUGAACAACUCGACUCUCUCCAAAGUUUUAUUAAAACUCAGGAGUGUGCCUCCUCAACCUCGUCGCCCAAUUACCUUUCAGUUUCAAGUGAACAGAUACCUGGUUCCCCAGCUCACACACGUCCAUCCUGUGUGGACCAUACACGCAUAAGGUCCCUCCAAGCGGUCCAAGUGGAUGCCUUCUCUCCCGAUCAACUCAGUGCCAAAUCAGAAAAGUCACCAUUCCCAUCUUUUCCGAAUGGGAUUUUGACCGCCUCACCCUCAGGUCAAUCGAUGACCUGCAUCCAAUCUCAUCAUUCUCUCACAUUCAGCACUUUCCAACCCGAAAAUGCCGUCACCUUCUCUACACCUGACGGACAAAAUCAAGCCCAAAAGGGUUCAGGUCCACUCAAAUUCCCUGAUACUUGCAGAACUUCAUUGGAUGGCCCAAUGCCUCCCACACGAUCAUCCAUCGACCAAUCAUCCCAAAUACAGCGGCUCGCGCUCUUGUCCGAGACCGAAGUUCAUUCUCAAAUUUCAAUUCCUCCUCCGCUUGCGAACAAUGAGAAAAACGAAAUCAGACGAACAUGUUAAGUCUCAAUCAAUUCAAUACAUCGUGCAAGCGCCAAUUGUUUCUCGACCGAUGGACGCACGGAUUGAGCGAAAUUGAAUGCUUGAGCAUCCUGUUUAAAGUUUGACUCUUCUAUCUUGUACUCUACUGUAGUAUUUUUUUCCCCUCUCUUUUUUUCUUGGGACUCAGGAGACCUUAAGCUUUUCACAAUCAUACCUCAUGGGAUUUGUACAUGCUUGGAAAUAGAUAGAACUUUGGCUCAAUCACUUGACAAUUUGAAUCCGGUGAAGAAUCUAGUUUAUUCAUUCUGAAGUGUUCAGUGAAUGGACUUCCAAACUUGCCUUGCAUUAUACAAAUAGUAUGUUUGGUGAUUGUCAGGUCCCUA
Puccinia graminis f. sp. tritici CRL 75-36-700-3 is the source of this 3621-nucleotide messenger RNA. RefSeq lists its product as uncharacterized. Gene Ontology annotation, cellular component: membrane. NCBI's taxonomy places the organism in Eukaryota, Fungi, Basidiomycota, Pucciniomycetes, Pucciniales, Pucciniaceae. The transcript has 14 exons. The coding region runs from base 923 to 3259 and encodes 778 amino acids. Gene Ontology annotation, biological process: potassium ion transmembrane transport; stabilization of membrane potential. The record is from RefSeq and is a predicted model, not a curated record. Gene Ontology annotation, molecular function: potassium ion leak channel activity.